AUGUGGGCGAAAUUUUUUAACUUUGAUGUCAGUAGUGCGGUUCACAAAGCCAGUGACAGAGUUCUCUUAAUUGGUUUGGGCUAUAAAAUUCGCCACUCCACUUCGCUGACGACCCACCAAACCAAGUGGCAGACCCUGAAGACGUCAGCCAACCACCGCAACCUCACCCUGGAGAACGUUGACUUCAACAAACCUUUGUACGUCUGCGUCGUCUGCUUCAACAACGCCGGCGAUGCUCACUGCUCAGAUCCCGUCCACCUCGCUCCCAACGACCUCCAAAACAGCCACAACUUCCUCGCUCCUGAUGAUGAUGAUGAUCAAGAACCUGACAGGGGAGAGAUUGCUAUUGAAGUGGCUAAGUUUGAAUGCAAGAAGAUCCCCACCCACCACGAGUAA
This is a messenger RNA of Helobdella robusta, 396 nucleotides long. RefSeq lists its product as hypothetical. The transcript is spliced from 3 exons. The record is from RefSeq and is a predicted model, not a curated record. Gene Ontology annotation, molecular function: protein binding. NCBI's taxonomy places the organism in Eukaryota, Metazoa, Annelida, Clitellata, Rhynchobdellida, Glossiphoniidae. Bases 1 to 396 code for a protein of 131 amino acids.